CAACCUUAGCUGUAGCCGGGUUAAAAUUAAACCCUGAGAAAUAUGAGCUAUUCAAAAAUAGCAUUAAAUGCUUAGGGCAUGAGGAAACAGCACAGCAACAAGCCUUCGAAACAUUGAAGACCCACCUCAUUACUGCCCCGAUCCUAAGAUACCCUAACUUUGAAAGAACAUUUUAUCUUUAUACCGACACGUCUGGUAUUGAAUUAGGGGCAGUAUUGGCCCAAAAAGAUGAAAACAAGAAGGAGUAUGCCAUUGCUUAUGCAAGCAAAAGCCUUACACGCCCAGAAAGAAAUUAUGCCGCCACGGAGCUGGAAUGUUAUGCUGUGGUUUGGGCAGUGGAAUAUUUCCAUCAUUACUUAGGGUAUAAACCAUUUAUUGUUGUUACGGACCAUGCAGCAUUAAGAUGGCUUCACAAUACCACCCUGAAAGGGAGAAGAGCUAGAUGGAUUCUACGCCUUCAACUCUAUAACUUCACUAUCGUACACAGAUCAGGUAGGGUCCAUAAUAAUGCUGAUGCAUUAUCACGCAUAGUUACAGACAUACCUAGACAAGAAAAUGGCAAUCGCGAAACUGUUAGCCAUUAUCAAAAAGUAGCAGAUAUGAGAAAUGUUAAAGAAAAUCACCAAGGUAAAUUACUAUCUGAAGAAACCAAAUUCGCUGAAUUUGAAGAGGUGGAAGUUUUCAGGGCAAUUGCCCAAAAAUACUUCCCCGAAGAAAUUGAUGAAGAGACAAAAACUAUCCCUAAAGAUCUUAAUACGGAAGAAAGCAAAUGGGAAGAUUAUGGCACUGAUGAAAAUGAAAUUUGGGAAUGUGAACUGGACGAAGAACUCACCACAAGUGAAGUAGAGCGUGAAAGGUAUCUUCAGGCUCUCUUAAUUGAAUUGGCUAUAGAAGCCGAAAUAGAAAUUACGUGGUUCACUCAAAAUGGUUACCAAUACGAACCUGUAAGCCAUAGUAAUCUUGAAACAAGAGGGCUGGAAUUUGAGAAUAAUAAUGGGGAAUGGAAUGAUAUCAUUUAUUCCGGCUCCAACCAAAUUUGGAAUGAAAUCGAGGAUAACAACCCAUUAUUUGGAUCUAUGGAGGCUAGUAGUAAUUUUAAGAAUAGCCCCAAACCUUUGACGAAUUUAUUGACUGGGAAGUCUAUGAUAGCAUGUAAAGAAUGGAAGAGAACAAUACCUUUUUGA
Molecule: messenger RNA, 1184 nt
Organism: Dentiscutata erythropus
Lineage: Eukaryota; Fungi; Glomeromycota; Glomeromycetes; Diversisporales; Gigasporaceae
Source: the annotation of a GenBank genome assembly